Messenger RNA from Anoplopoma fimbria (sablefish), 5529 nucleotides. RefSeq names its product phosphorylase kinase, beta (gene phkb). Gene Ontology annotation, molecular function: calmodulin binding. Lineage: Eukaryota; Metazoa; Chordata; Actinopteri; Perciformes; Anoplopomatidae. The coding region runs from base 128 to 3385 and encodes 1085 amino acids. The transcript is spliced from 32 exons. The record is from RefSeq and is a predicted model, not a curated record. Gene Ontology annotation, biological process: glycogen metabolic process. Gene Ontology annotation, cellular component: phosphorylase kinase complex.
CACAGUGUAAACAUGGCGAGCCUGGCAGAUGUCGGCUGGAAACUCCUGGAAUUCAAAGCCCGAUCAAAAAGAUCAGAUUUGUGAUUUAGCUGAGAGAGACGAUUGGCCUUAAUAUCACCUUUUGAGAAUGGCCGCUUCAGUGGCCCCGAGUGCCCAGCCUCAUCGGAAAGUACACAGACUUGGUUCCAUCUAUGAACCUCUCAAACUGUCCAACCUCCAGCGUGAGGAUGAGCCCCUAUGGGAGAAGCUGGACCGCUAUUACAAUGCCGUCAAGACGACCAUUCUGAACCACCAGAGUCCAACCACUGGCCUGUUCCCGGUCAAAUCAUGCUCCACCUGCAAGGAGGCCAAGAUCCGGGACUCCCUGUACUGUGCUGCCAGUGCCUGGGCCCUGUCCAUGGCCUACCGGCGCAUUGAUGACGAUAUGGGGCGAACCCACGAAUUGGAGCAUUCCGCCGUCAAGUGCAUGAGAGGGAUCCUCUACUGCUACAUGAGACAGGCUGAUAAGGUGGAGCAGUUUAAACAGGAUCCCAGCCCCUCCAAGUGUCUGCACUCGGUGUUCGACGUAGUCACCGGUGACGAGGUGCACUCCUACAGCGACUACCACCACCUGCAGAUCGAUGCCGUUUCCCUGUUUUUGCUGUACCUGGUGGAGAUGAUCUGCUCCGGUCUGCAAAUCAUUUACAACACUGAUGAGGUCUCCUUCAUUCAGAACCUGGUGUUCUGUGUGGAAAGAGCCUACAGGGUGCCUGACUACGGCAUGUGGGAGAGAGGCAGCAAAUACAACAACGGCAGCACUGAGCUGCAUUCCAGCUCUGUGGGCUUGGCUAAAGCUGCUCUGGAGGCCAUCAAUGGAUUCAACCUGUUUGGAAACCAGGGCUGCUCAUGGUCGGUGAUAUUUGUGGAUCUGGACGCCCACAACAGGAACAGGCAAACCCUCUCCUCCUUACUGCCCCGAGAGUCUCGCUCACAUAACACAGAUGCAGCCUUGCUUCCCACCAUCAGCUAUCCUGCCUUUGCAGUAGAUGACGAUGCCCUCUACAGUCAGACACUAGACAAGAUUGUCCGCAAGCUGCGGGGCAAAUACGGCUUCAAACGUUUCCUCCGCGAUGGCUACCGCACCGCUAACGAAGACAAGGAUCGCCGCUUCUACAAACCUGCUGAAAUGAAGCUUUUUGAUGGGAUCGAGUGCGAGUUUCCCAUAUUUUUCAUCUACAUGAUGAUUGACGGGGUGUUCAGAGGAAAUAGUGCUCAGGUCAAAGAAUACCAGGACCUCCUUGAACCCAUCAUCUUCCAGUCUUAUGAGGGCCAUGCUGUGAUCCCCAAAUACUACUACGUACCGGCUGACUUUGUGGAGGCGGAGCAGAACAAGCACGGGAGCCAGAAGCGUUUCCCUAGCAACUCUGGUCGUGAUGGGAUGGUCUUCCUGUGUGGUCAGGCCCUUUACAACAUCGCAAGGCUUCUGGUGGAUGAGCUGAUCAGCCCCAAAGACAUUGAUCCCAUCCACCGCUACGUUCCCCACAAGGACCAGCGCAACGUCAGCAUGCGAUACUCCAAUCAGGGUCCCAUAGAGAACGAUGUGGUGAUUCACGUGGCCCUGAUAGCAGAGAGCCAGAGACUUCAGGUGUUUUUGAACACCUACGGCAUUCAGACCCAGACGCCCCAGCAGGUGGAGCCCAUCCAGAUCUGGCCUCAGAAGGAACUAGUCAAGGCGUACCGUUUCCUCGCCGUCAAUAAAAAGCUGGGGUUGAGUGGGCGUCCGGACAGGCCAGUGGGCUGCAUCGGGACCUGCAAGAUUUAUCGGAUCCUGGGCAAGACGGUGGUGUGCUACCCAAUAGUGUUUGAUCUAAGUGACUUUUACUUGUCCCAGGAUGUCAUGCUACUGAUUGAUGACAUUAAGAACGCCCUGCAGUUCAUCAAACAGUGCUGGAAGAUGCAGGGACGUCCACUCUUCCUGGUUCUCAUCCGGGAGGAUAACAUCAAGGGGAGCCGCUUCAACCCAGUCCUGGACAUGCUGGCCUCGUUCAAGAAAGGCAACAUCGGAGGGGUCAAAGUUCAUGUCGACAGACUCCAGACUCUGAUAUCUGGUGCAGUGGUGGAGCAGCUGGACUUCCUGCGUGUCAAUGAGGCAGAGAUUCCAGAGUUUAAGAGCUUUGAGGAGCUGGAGCUGCCUAAGCACUCCAAGGUGAAGAGACAGAUGAGCACACCCAACGUCUCAGAGCUGGAGCAGCAGCCAGAGAUCAAUGUGGAGGAGUGGCUGCAGAAGCCCACCCAUGAAAUCAUCCACAAGUUCCACGAUUGCGACUGCUUGGCCAGUCAGGCUCAGCUGGCAGUCAUCCUUCUGAGAAGAGAAGGACCAGACUUCCUCGCCAAAGAUGAGAACCUGAAUGAUGAACUGGAGAGAAUCUACAGAAGAGCUGGCAGCAGAAAGCUUUGGUCUGUUGUCCGUCUCGCUGCCAGUCUCUUAACUAAGCUAGUGGACAGCCUUGCCCCCAGUAUUACUAGUGUUUUAGUGCAUGGCAAGCAGGUGACCCUCGGCCUAUUCGGGCAAGAGGAAGAGGUGAUCUCCAACCCGCUGUCGCCAGGUGUGAUCCAGGGCAUCAUCUACAGCAAGUGCUCCCCUCAAGGUGGGGAGCGGGAGGCCGUGCUUCAGCAGGAGCUGGUCAUUCACAUCGGAUGGAUUAUCUCCAACAACCCAGAGCUGUUCAGCGGCAUGCUCAAGAUCAGAGUCGGAUGGAUUGUCCAGGCCAUGAAACAUGAGCUGAAGAUCAGGGCGGGAGACAUGCCACCCCAGGACAUCUACCAGCUCUCCCCCAGCGACAUCAAGCAGCUCCUGCUGGACGUCCUGCAGCCUCAACACACCGGCAGGUCUUGGCUGAACAGGCGUCAGAUCGAUGGCUCCCUGAACAGGACCCCUCUGGGCUUUUAUGAUCGUGUGUGGCAGAUCCUUGAAAGGACCCCCAACGGUUUUAUGGUGGCUGGGACUCACCUCCCACAGCAACCGACACUAUCUGACAUGACCAUGUAUGAGAUGAACUUCUCCCUGCUAGUGGAGGACACGCUGAAGAACAUCGUCCUGCCUGAGUACAGACAAAUCAUAGUAGAGUUGCUGAUGGUGGUGUCCAUAGUGCUGGAGAGAAACCCGGAGCUGGAGUUCGGCGACAAGGUGGAUCUGGACGGCCUGGUGAAGGAAGCUUUUAACGAUUUCCAGAAGGAUCGUGGUAGCUCCGAGGGCAAAGAGAAACAGAAUGACAUGGAGGCCUUUUACAACACACCACCUGUGGGUAAGAGAGGCACCUCCAGCUACCUGACCAAGGCAGUCAUGAUCCUGUUACUGCAAGGGGAUUUCAAGCCCUGCAAGGACGACCCCUGCUCCGUUAGCUAGAUUUGCAAUGCUUUGACCCCUAAGCCCGGCCUGCUUCAGUGUAGUCAUCAAACGCUCCGGCAAGGGCUUCUGAGUGUCCAUCACAUGUAUUCAGUAGAUAACCUCUCACCUCUCCAAUCCUCCCUUUGACAGGACUCUGCCUGCUCCGGCAAGCUACAUUUUUCAUGGACUUUGGUCUCAACAGCAAUACAAGCUGUAAGCAGAAGCCUCAGAUGGCAUAGAUUAGCAUAUCUGCAGUUUACUCCAGUGAUACAUCCACCGGUCCUGUAUACGAUGAAAACGAAUGUUGAUAAUUGGGGGAAAUACUAACAAUAUCACCAGGGCCUUGUUUCUUUUAUCUCCACGUGUUUUUGUUCUGUAUCCCAACUGUACUGUGAAAAAAUGUAUCAGAGUUACACUGAAUUUGUUCUAGUUAUUUAUUACCAUUGGUGGCUAGUUGUGUCAAAUGCCACUUAACUAGCUAGUGUUGCCACAUACUGUAAGUGACUAGCUGUUCUCUUAUUCUUUACCUGGAGGCCGUAGGUUAGUUUGUUGGCACUUUGUUCCAAGGCCUACUUUACUAAACAUCCACCAAGUGUGAGCACCUAGACCCCUGCUUAACCUUUACACUUCUUGUUGUUACCAGAACAAUUACAGAAAAGUCACCAUAGGCGGCUAGCUAUGUAUGUCAACGUUGCACAUAGCCACCUAUCUACUGUUAUCAUGCCCUUUCUCCAAUGAUAAGUAUUUCCCCUAAAACCAUCAAAAUAAAAACAAACUGAAAGAAUUAUCCUAUCGUAGCUUAGCAUAAAACUCAAUGGGGGAACAGCUAGCCUGAAUAUGUAAAAAGGUAUGCUAAUCUAAGCUAACAGGCUGCUGGCUGCAGCUCCAUAUUUAGCCCACAGGACGUGAGAUUGGUAUCAAUCUCCUCAUCUUAUUCUCUAUAAUGAAAGGAAUCAGCGUUUUUCAGAGAAUGAAGAAAUAUUUCCUACAUUUUUGUUUUUGAUUAGAAAUUAAAUUUAAAUGUUUUGUAUUCUGGUUAUUAGGUAUUUAAUGCCAUAAUUAACAAUGAGCUCAGAUGUAAGCUAUACCUCACCAGCAAUAACCUAUAGCUGUUACGUAACAAUUAUUCGGUACAAGGUCUUGUUUUAUAUCGAUAGGUGUGGUUCUCAAAUUAAUGCAUUUGGCUCCCAUGGGUCUUAAAAAUGUGUGAUCUAUCACCAGAUAUAAAAAGUGGAUAUGUCUUCCAUUAUUUCAUACAUGGUCUAUCAGUAUAAAUAUAUAAAUCUUCAUCUGGUUACCCUCAUCUACACAAUGUGUGGGUCUUUAGCAUUAUAAGGUUUGAGAACGAUAUUUUGAUUUUAUAGUGAAUUACUCAGUAUAUUCAGCUGAAGUUAGUCUGUUUGUUCUCCUAUGUUGAGUUUCUCUUAGUGGAACUCUAUGCAUGCACAGUCUGCCGCAUGAACAUGAGUACUGUUUGCCAUAAUCAUCGUGAUGGUUUCUUUGAAUAUUAUAGGCAACAAAAGAGGGUUUCUGAGAAGCCUGUUUUGCACAGUAUGGCUCUGCAUGACAAUGGAUACUGCUCAUCUGUAGUCCUGUCACCGAGGACCCUUUGGUAAAUGCCUGUUGAAUGUGGUCAACAGUAAACACUGCUGUCAUCCUUAGGUGGAAAUUAUAUAAGAUUCACUUUGACUAAUUUUAAAGUGUGCCUCUCUGAAUAUCAUCACCACCCAACCUUGUCACCGUGUGUGGGUGUGUGUGUGUGUGGGUUUUUUUAAUUCAAUGCUGUAGUUUCAAAGAAUAAAGUAAUCCUGGAAACUAGAGACAUUUCCCUGUGUGUCACUUUACAAUCACUGUUGUAUAAACAGUAUAUGUGAAUGUGUAAGAAAAGUGUGUUUUGCAUUAUGCAGCCGCCUCUCCCAUUUCCUUCUACAGUGUAAUUAUGAAAUACAGACAUAAACUUGUUUCACGUGAAGCUAAAAUUUCUUCUUCCUUUACUGAAACUGCAGCGUAAAUGGAGCGUGACUGCUACAGCCCUGAGUGGUGUGUUUGGCAUCGAAUCAGAUCCCACCAGUUACACCCCCUUAUGUUGCCCGAACCCCCCUUAUCAAUCAGCAUCUCACCACUGAGGUUGUGUGCUGUCUGCAACACUGACUAACUGACUG